AUGAAGCCCAAACCCCAGCUAACACCCCCGUUAAGCCCGAAAACGCAAAAGGCACGCAGGCACCAAGCUCUGAAGAAGAUAAUCCCAACAAAGCCUUCCCACCAUGAGGUGUUAGCGGCGAUUGUGGCGGGGGUCCUUCAGAGUUGCUACUGCAGGAGGAUUAAGCUCUUGAACCCUCAGCCGGAUGCGCACAAGGAAGUGCAGGCGCUGCUGCAUGUCAGGGCCCUGGUUCCUGCAGGAAGAGCUAGAAGAGUUGGAGCAAGUCGGGUCGAUUGGCGGCGCUGCCUGCGAAUCCAGACGAUGGACAACUUCCUGACGCUGAGGGAGUUCCUUUUCAAGCGCAAGGCCAGGAUGGUAAAGGCUCGUGACACGCGGGAACUACGAAGGACUGUCAUGCGUCGCAGACAAGACCACCCUAAGUUGAAACAGGAGGGUGGCUGA
Molecule: messenger RNA, 441 nt
Organism: Symbiodinium natans
Lineage: Eukaryota; Dinophyceae; Suessiales; Symbiodiniaceae
Source: the annotation of a GenBank genome assembly